AUUGAUCGUGAUUUAUUGUUUAAUUGACAUCUUUCAACCACAAGAACAAAAACAUUUAUUAAGCUGAAGAUGUUACCGAGAUUUGGAUAUAUGCUAAACUUUUUAAAGACGAUUGAAAGAAAUGUAUUUCACAUGUUUGGCCAUCCACCAAGAGAAUUAGCUUUAGUCCAAAUUUAUGAGAAACAAUUACCACAUCCCAAAAAAAGUUUUUCCAUUAAGGACAUAGUUGGAGAUGGCUUUCUUCUUGCUGUUCCUAAAUUUAGGAGGACCAUUGAGAAGAAACUAAAAAGAAAGUUUGGAUAUCCAGAAUAUGUAUGGAAAAUGCUUGUCCCUAAAACUAAUAUCAAAGUAUGUAAUGAGUGUGGACAUCAUCAUGAGAGGGGACGCCUUUGUGAACAUUGCUACAAAAAAGUUGAAAAGGAAACAAAAGAGAUUCAAGCUAAAAUACAAGAGAAAUUAGGCAAUAGCCCUAUUGAGAAAGAUGUCAUUGUGCUUUAUGAAGGAGAAAAUUCUCCUAAUAUGCCCAACGAGUUUUGGAAUGGUAAAAGAGUAGUAGAGAUGAAGAAAGAAAGACCACAAUGGUUCAGUAAAAACCUACUACAGAAAUCAACCCAACAGCCAUCUGACUCCACAGAUGUGAAACCAACUGACUUAGCAUAAUUUAUAUAUAUUUUAG
Messenger RNA from Papilio machaon (common yellow swallowtail), 676 nucleotides. It is a transcript of the gene mRpL32, whose product is annotated as 39S ribosomal protein L32, mitochondrial. Gene Ontology annotation, biological process: translation. Gene Ontology annotation, cellular component: mitochondrial large ribosomal subunit. The transcript has 4 exons. Gene Ontology annotation, molecular function: structural constituent of ribosome. Bases 70 to 660 code for a protein of 196 amino acids. The record is from RefSeq and is a predicted model, not a curated record. NCBI's taxonomy places the organism in Eukaryota, Metazoa, Arthropoda, Insecta, Lepidoptera, Papilionidae.